Molecule: messenger RNA, 957 nt
Organism: Sphaerodactylus townsendi
Lineage: Eukaryota; Metazoa; Chordata; Lepidosauria; Squamata; Sphaerodactylidae
Product: olfactory receptor 49-like
Exons: 1
Coding region: 1-957 (318 amino acids)
Biological process (GO): G protein-coupled receptor signaling pathway
Cellular component (GO): membrane
Molecular function (GO): G protein-coupled receptor activity; olfactory receptor activity
Source: RefSeq, a predicted model, not a curated record
AUGGAGGAAAGUAAUAAAACAAUUGUGACUGAAUUCAUCCUUCUGGGAUUUCAGAGCACUCACUCACUAGAAAUUCUACUUUUUGUUGCCUUCUUCUUGGUGUAUGUAUUGACCGUUGUAGGUAAUGCAAUGAUAAUUGCAUUAGUACUAAUCAGUCACCACCUCCAAUCACCCAUGUAUUUUUUCUUGAGUAACCUCUCAUUCUUGGAACUCAUGAUCACUUCUACUGUUGUGCCUAAGAUGCUAGUAAAUAUUAUUACAGGGAAGAAGAUCAUCUCUUUUGUCGGCUGCCUUACACAGUCAUUCUUCUAUUUCCUCAUGGGCUCUACUGAAUUCUUCAUCUUGGCUGUUAUGUCCGUUGACCGCUACCUGGCAAUAUGUUACCCACUACGUUAUACAUCCAUCAUGAAUGGCAAGGUCUGUUUCCAGCUUCUUUUGGGGUCAUGGAUUGGUGGCUUCUUGAUUAUUUUAGUUCCCAGCAUUGUGACAGCUGGCUUGCCAUUCUGUGGCCCAAACAUAGUUGAUCACUUCUUCUGUGACAGUGCCCCUUUACUUAAACUUGUCUGUGCUGACACAUCACUGGCUGAAUUGAUUGACUUUGGAACCUCCUGCAUACUGCUACUGGGCUCUCUUCUUAUAACAUUUGUGUCCUAUGUCUACAUUAUUAUUGCUGUCUUGAGGAUACCAUCAGCAAAGGGCCAAAAGAAGGCCUUUUCAACAUGCAUAUCUCAUUUGACUGUGGUUACACUGUAUUAUGGGAGCUGUAUCUUCAUUUAUGUCCGUCCUACCAAAGGAAAUGUUCUGGAUUUCAACAAAGUAGGCUCUGUGAUGAAUACAAUGAUGACUCCCAUGCUCAAUCCUUUCAUAUAUGGUCUCAGAAAUGAGAAAGUAAAAGAUUCCUUGAGAAGUAUCCUCAACAAGAUCAUACAUAUGUGUAAAGUGUCAAGUCACAGCUGA